AUGAGAGCAGCAGCCUCAGUCAUGGAACCCUAUGCGCUACGCACCCAAAAUUAUGAAGUAGUUAUCGCAGCACUAAAAAAGCGAUACGAAUGGCCAGCAGCAAUCAACCAAGCCUUAUAUAGACAACUGGAAAGAUUACCUAGGGCGAAAGAAGGUAAUCUACGAACUACUAUAGAAGCUAUUGAUCGGAUAAUAGAAUUACUUCGAUUCCAAGAGGAAGAUGUUAAUUCAACCCUUACAAUCUAUCUCAUAAAACAAAAGCUUCCAAUGUCCAUAUUGGAUAAAAUAGAAUACGAGAAAUCAGAAUGGACAGUACCCAUCUUAAGAGACCGCUUAGCAACCUUUGUUAUUGCUGAAGAAAAUGUGGCAAAUAUAUUAGGCUAUGCCUCAAAAGAACCAUACAGUCCGUAUUGGGACAAAAUUGAUAUCUCAAAAGGAUACGCAGUAUCUCCACUACCUAUUCAACGAAAAGAACCGUCAACAGAUUCGCAUAAUCGAGAUUACCUGUUGAACUAUUGGAAGGGAGGUGCAACAAUAGCAGAUAGAUUCUGGUGUCAAAACAAACAGUACCAAGUCGUGGACCCGAAUAUCGAACUAGAAGAUGACGAAGAUGAAGAAUUAUCCAUCCGUUCUCGAUUCGAAAACAAUGCCAAAGAGCUAAGAGCAGACUGA
Molecule: messenger RNA, 672 nt
Organism: Brugia malayi
Lineage: Eukaryota; Metazoa; Nematoda; Chromadorea; Rhabditida; Onchocercidae
Exons: 3
Coding region: 1-672 (223 amino acids)
Source: RefSeq, a predicted model, not a curated record